Wallemia ichthyophaga EXF-994 is the source of this 1983-nucleotide messenger RNA. RefSeq names its product LIM domain and RING finger protein. Gene Ontology annotation, biological process: rescue of stalled cytosolic ribosome; protein ubiquitination. The record is from RefSeq and is a predicted model, not a curated record. Bases 1 to 1983 code for a protein of 660 amino acids. Gene Ontology annotation, molecular function: ribosome binding; ubiquitin protein ligase activity. The transcript has 5 exons. NCBI's taxonomy places the organism in Eukaryota, Fungi, Basidiomycota, Wallemiomycetes, Wallemiales, Wallemiaceae.
AUGAGCACGCACAAUACUCCGCAUAAGCCUAGGAACGGUCGCAGGAAUUUCAAUGGCAGCUUGACGUCGUCGGCCCAACCACCGAUAGCCUCAGCCACAGCCACGGCCACUUCAGCUACCGCUUCUGAAAGCGAGCACGAAGGCCCGAAAUUAGAUAACAAUAAGGGCCAGUCUGUUCCCCUUCCAAUGCCUCCUCCAGGCCUCUCUAAAGCAUCCGAAGCCCCAGCUGUAGACGUCGAUCAGGCCGUUUGCUUCAUUUGUGCUGAGCCUGUGUCUAUAUGGGCUCUGGGCCCUUGCUCCCAUCGCACGUGCCACACCUGCACACUCAGACUGCGAGCCCUAUUCAAGAAUCGCGAAUGCACUUUUUGUAAAAAAGAGCAAGAGGACGUCAUUUUCGUAAAAAGCGCCACUAAGCCUUACAACGAGUACUCAGGUAUAGAUAGCUGGCCUUUCGACUCGAAGCUUAACAUACGUUGCGAAACUAAAGCAAUCAUGAGCACAACGCUCUCUAUGCUUCGUUUCAAUUGCGGCAAGUGCGAUUAUGUUGCUGCUGGAUGGCAAGAUUUGCGCGUACAUGCCAAGAAUAUUCACAAAGGCACUCUCUGCGAUUUAUGUAUUCGAUACAAGAAGGUGUUCACCCACGAACACAAACUCUUCUCGCAUACUUCUCUCCUCCGCCACCUUCCGCCACUUCCAUCUUACUCCGCCAAAGCUAGGAAGGUGCAGCCUGCAAUAGACUCACAUCCCGGCUGCGACUUUUGUCUGGAUCAUUUCUACAGUGAAGACGAAUUGUUUAGACACAUGCGCGAGAACCACGAGGAAUGUUUCCUAUGUAAACAGGCAGGUAUCAGGAUGCUCUACUUCAAAGACUAUCCAGCGCUCGAGAAGCACUUUGUCUCAGACCACUACCCAUGUCCAGACGCGACAUGUGUCGAUAAGAAGUUUGUAGUCUUUGGCAGUGAGCUAGAUUUACGUGGCCACCAAGUUGAAGAGCACGGAGCCCAUCUCACCAACAAAGAAAGAAGGGAUGUAAGUCGACUAGAGGUCAACUGGAAUCCACCUACAGAAUCUGCACAACCAGCACAGACUCGUUCAGCUACCGGCAGUGGAAGAAGAGCCGCUUUCGGUGGACGGUUGACCAACCAACCUAACCAAUCUGGUCAAUCUGGCCAGUCAUCAGCCGUGUCAUCCGCACCUGCAACACCAAACGAUCCUACACCAAUUGACCCAGCAGUCGCAGCCCAACACGCCAUGGUUAUUGACAAGGUGAUGAACUUUACCAAAUCCAGCAACUCAGUUCAAGCGUUCAAAUUUAGUAUACGAGCGUUCAAGAAUAGUGAAUCUACAGCCAGAGACUUGAUUCAGUCUUUAGUCUCAAUUCUUAAGAACAAUAUCGACAUUAUAGCGUCAGUUGUCAGCCAAGUUGGUAUUUUGCUCGACAAUGCUGAGAAGAGUCGGGAGCUAGAUGUGGCGUGGAAAGAGUACAGGGGAAAGAACAAGAUAGCACAGAGCACCAGUAACGGUGGGUUUGCACAGCCUGGUCAGCAUCAGCAGCAACGCAUCGACAGCUUCCCCUCUCUUGGACCGUCAGCUGCUGCCAAAGCUGGUAGUCGAGCAUUACCGGUAUGGGAGCGCGACGCUAGCCAGCCUAGACGCCCACAGCGGAUACCGCCCGGCUCAUCUGCGUCUAGCUCCCACUACCCAGGUCUUGCAAGCAGCUCACAGCCACGCACUAGCACCGGGUGGAGCAGCGGUGGCGCCACCUCUUCUAAUAGACAUGCUUCCAAUUUUCCCUCCCUGCCGUCGUCUGAUGCCGUCGCUAAGGCGAACGCUGAGCGCAGGAAACUCUUCCAACCACACCAGCAAAGAAUUGUUCAAGGACAGAGCUCGAGUGAUGAUGCAUCAUCUCCCAACAGCGACUCUAGGAAUACAAAUAAAAAGCAGCAGAAAAAGAAGCAGACUUUAUUGACAAUUGGGCUGUAA